GCCGGCCUGCCGCCAGAGGGGCGGCCGGGAGCGCCCCAGCGGGGCGCCGGCAUGGCGAGCCCCGCGGGCCCGCAGCAGGAGCUGGCGGCGGCGGAGCGACGGCGACUCCGCGGCGCGGCCCCGACGGUGCUCCGCGACGCCGGCCGGGAGGCGGCGGCGGAGCGGCCGGCGCUGCCAGAGCCGCGGCGCUGCGAACGGCCGCCGGCUGCCGGCCCCGGCGAGAGGCGGCAGGAGGAGGUGGAGGAAGAGGAGGAGGAGGAAGAGGAGGAGGAAGCGGCGGUGGGCGAAGAAUGCUGCGGCAAGUGCAAGAAGCGGGUGCAGUUCGCCGACUCGCUGGGGCUGAGCCUCGCCAGCGUCAAGCACUUCAGCGAGGCCGAGGAGCCGCUAGUGCCGCCGGCCGCGCUGUCCCGGCUGCAGAGACCGCCUGGCGAGGAGCGGGAUCCGCCGCCGCCCGGGCAGGAGACCCCCGCUCCGCCCGCCCUGCGCCUGGUGCCCGACUUCCCCGACGGCGGGGAGCCCAGCGCCGAGCGGCUGCGGCGGCAGCGCGUCUGCCUGGAGCGGCUGGGGCGGCCCCCGGCGCCCACCGACGUGCAGGGCACGGUGCAAGUGCUGGGCUGCCCCGGCCCCAAGGAGGUGACGGUCCGCUACACCUUCAACGAGUGGCUGUCCUUCCUGGACGUGCCGGCCGCCCCGCUGCCCCCGGCCCCGCCGCCCGCCGCCGACCCGCCGGCCGAGCGCUACGCCUUCGCCCUGUGCGUCCCGCCGACCCUGCGAGAGGGCUCGGCCCUACACUUCGCCAUCCGCUACCGCAGCCCGCAGGGCGAGUUCUGGGACAACAACGGCGGCCGCAACUACACGCUGCGGUGCCGCGGCUGCCCCUGGGGAGGCCCCGCGCCGCCCCCCGCUGCCCCCCGCUACUAAUGCCGGCCGAGCCGGGGGAGGACCGCGGCCCCGCACCCCGAGGCCCUUCGGGAGGGCGACAGCCGGCGCGCCGAGGCACCCGGCCCGGAGACCACCCGAGAUCUGGGGGUUUUUUUAAAGGGUGCCGCGGCUUUGGCAGCGAAGGGUGGAUGCGCGUCGGCUCGCGUUCCUGCGGCUUGUGGAAUCGUUUUCUAGGUUUUUGUUUUGGUUUUUUUUGGGGUUUUUUUUGAGAGAACAAGGAGACUGAGUGACACGGGCUUUCUUUUCCUCCCUUGAAGUGAAUUUCUGAAGUCUGGAUUUGGGCUUGGCUCCACUUCCCUGAUUAGUCAGAGAUGCACAGAGCACUUGUGUGAAAACUCAGCAGUGUGUUCCCUACAGAUUGAACUUGGGAUCCCAGAUUUGCCAUUCUCACAUCGGUUUCAAAGACCUAGUACUGUGACAGCAGUGGUGUGCUUCGCUUUGUGGUUAUUUCGUUUUGGUUUGUUUUUUUAAUCAUUAUUUUUUUAGUUCCAUGGACUCCGUAACAAUCCAAUUGACUGUUGUGAGCAACCUGUCAAGCUCACGACAGGCUGGCGUGCCUGUCCCACCUUUGCCGUCCCUGUGGCGGCUCUGAGCAACAGGCAGUCUGGUUUGGGGCUGGACUGGGCUGUUCUGGUUUUUGUCAUUCAGCACACUUCCACAUAGCUCCCCGCCUUCCUCAGGCUUGUGUGUAGAUCCUGUCUGGUUAAUGACAGCCAAAAGGGACUUCUACAAAAAUGUUUUUGCUUAAAAUAGACUGCUGACUUCUUUUCACACAAUUGACAAGUCUAAAACUGGGACAAAGGAGGAGUUAAAAUACUUGCUGAUGCUGGGUUAUCAGAAGAACCUUGGUAACGCCUUCGAGUAAUGCACUGAGAAGUCAAAGAUGGUGUCUGUGUCACACACAGUUCUGUAUUUUCAGAUUUGGGGAGCAGUGACCGAUUUGGAUGACCUCACUGAGAAGCAGCAAUGUGAUGUUGAGAGGGCGUCCUCAGCAAUGAAUGAAAACAAGUGCCUUAGUUCAGCUCUCUUUAUGUUACAUUUUGCACCACAUUUCUUGAGCAUUUGUAAUUUAUUCAGCUUCUUUUGCUACAUCUUUUUUCAGUAUUUGUAUGCUGCUGGGAAAGGGGUUUGUUGUGCACACAACUGGACUUCAUAAUGCCGGACACUUGGUUUCUGUUGUCUCCACUCUUGUGUUGCAAACCUAGAGGCUGACUAGUAACGGUGCCCCAAGUCCUGAAAUCAAGCAAAAAGCACCAAUGAUAAAUGGGUUUGUAAGAAUAAAAAAAGCUUUAAAAAAGUUUAAAA
Molecule: messenger RNA, 2247 nt
Organism: Colius striatus (speckled mousebird)
Lineage: Eukaryota; Metazoa; Chordata; Aves; Coliiformes; Coliidae
Gene: PPP1R3G
Product: protein phosphatase 1 regulatory subunit 3G
Exons: 1
Coding region: 52-921 (289 amino acids)
Biological process (GO): regulation of glycogen biosynthetic process
Cellular component (GO): protein phosphatase type 1 complex
Molecular function (GO): glycogen binding; protein phosphatase 1 binding
Source: RefSeq, a predicted model, not a curated record